Messenger RNA from Alosa sapidissima (American shad), 4112 nucleotides. RefSeq names its product K(lysine) acetyltransferase 7a (gene kat7a). Lineage: Eukaryota; Metazoa; Chordata; Actinopteri; Clupeiformes; Clupeidae. The record is from RefSeq and is a predicted model, not a curated record. Gene Ontology annotation, cellular component: nucleus. Gene Ontology annotation, molecular function: histone acetyltransferase activity; zinc ion binding. Bases 213 to 2066 code for a protein of 617 amino acids. The transcript is spliced from 15 exons. Gene Ontology annotation, biological process: regulation of DNA-templated transcription.
AGCGCCCCCUCCCCGGAAGUCAGAAGGGGAAAGAAAAAGCAUAAUAACAGAGGCAGUUAUUGGGAAUGGCAAGAUUAUGUCAGUGUGAGACUUCUGGCUGUAAAUUUGAAUGCAAUUUAAACAACCCUGAAAUACUGCAUGAGACGGCGGGAAUUAGAACUGGGCAUUACUGACACAAUCCUCUAGGCAGCUGAGGUUAUAUUUGCGUAAAUAUGCCUCGGAGAAAGAGGAACGCAGGAAGCAGUUCUGACGGCACGGAGGAUUCGGAUUUUUCCGCAGAUCUCGAGCACACGGACAGUUCUGAAAGCAACGCGAAAAAGCGCAGGAAUACUCGACUGACCCGUGCCUCGGCGCGUCUCAGCCAAAGUUCCCAAGAUUCCAGCCCGACAGGGAACGCUCCUACCAGCCGUGUCCCUGAGGAGGCACUGGCGAGCUUCAUCCCACGAAGAGUCACCCGCAGCCAGAACCAGCAUCAGACCCUGAAGCUGGAGGUGGCGGCUGCCUCCAAGACCUACCCCCUGCGCCAGAGCCGCUCGUCCGGCUCCGACUCAGAGCAGCCGGUGGAGGCCGCCGAGCGGGGACUGAAACAGGGGGUUGAUCCAGACGACACCCCACCGAGGACGCCCACAGGCAACGCCCCUUCCUCUGAGUCCGACAUCGACAUAUCCAGCCCCAACGUGUCUCACGAUGAGAGUCUAGCGAAGGAGCUGGCCCUCAAGGACUCAGGAAGUGACCUGUCGCACCGCCCAAAACGCCGCCGCUUCCACGAAAGCUACAACUUCAACAUGAAGUGCCCCACCCCUGGCUGCAACUCCCUUGGUCAUUUAACUGGAAAACAUGAAAGGCACUUCUCAAUAUCUGGAUGCCCACUCUACCAUAACUUGUCUGCAGAUGAGUGCAAGGUGAGAGCCAGCUCUCGUGGGCAGGUGGAGGAGAGGACUCUAUCCCACCGGCAGGACGAAAACAGGCAUUCCACCCGCCACCAGACCCCCAUGGAGAGACAGAUGCAGUACAAGGAGAAGGUGACGGAGAUGAGGAAGAAGAGGAACUCGACUCUGCCGAAGGAACAGAAGGAGAAGCAUGUGGAUCAUCGGCAGACCCAUGGCGCCAGUCGUGAGCCAAUGCUGGAGAACAUCACUAGUGAUUACGACCUGGAGCUCUUUCGAAAAGCCCAGGCACGUGCUUCGGACGAUCUUGAGAAGCUUCGUCUCCAGGGCCAGGUCACUGAGGGCAGCAACAUGAUCAAGACCAUCGUGUUUGGACGCUACGAGCUGGACACCUGGUACCACUCGCCCUACCCGGAGGAGUAUGCACGUCUGGGUCGGCUCUACAUGUGCGAAUUCUGCCUCAAGUACAUGAAGAGUCAGACCAUCCUGCGCAGGCACAUGGCCAAAUGUGUGUGGAAACACCCACCAGGAGAUGAGAUCUACAGGAAAGGCACCAUUUCUGUCUUCGAGGUAGACGGCAAAAAAAAUAAGAUCUAUUGCCAGAACCUGUGUCUUUUGGCCAAGCUUUUUCUGGACCACAAGACGCUUUACUAUGAUGUGGAGCCUUUCCUCUUCUACGUUAUGACUGAAGCAGACAACACUGGUUGCCACCUCGUGGGAUACUUCUCCAAGGAGAAGAAUUCAUUCCUGAACUACAAUGUUUCCUGUAUCCUUACGAUGCCUCAGUAUAUGAGACAGGGUUUUGGCAAGAUGCUGAUUGACUUCAGCUAUCUGCUGUCCAAGGUGGAGGAGAGGGUUGGUUCCCCAGAGAGGCCCCUCUCUGACCUGGGCCUCAUCAGCUACCGGAGUUACUGGAAGGAGGUCCUCCUACGCUACCUACACAAUUUCCAGGGCAAAGAGGUCUCCAUUAAAGAAAUUAGCCAGGAAACCGCAGUGAACCCAGUGGAUAUAGUUAGCACCUUGCAAUCCCUGCAAAUGCUGAAAUACUGGAAGGGGAAGCACUUGGUCUUAAAGAGACAGGACCUAAUUGAUGACUGGAAAGCCAAGGAGUCCAAGAGAGGGAACAGCAAGGCCAUUGACCCCGCUGCCUUAAAAUGGACACCACCUAAGGGCACCUAGGACAACACUGGACCCCUUCCCACCCCACUCCCUUCAGCUAGGAAUAGACCUCAGCUUUUAAGUAGCUCCUACACCAGUUGCUCUUCAUUUCAGGCCCCGCUCGUGUAGUAGAGUGUGUGUAAAGGUGAUUGUGUUGUACAAGAGGUGCUUCCUGCUGGCACAGAUGAUUCUAUGCUUCACUUGACUUAAGCUUCCUCGACUCUUGUGCACAGUAAAAACAGUGAUGUUGUAGGAGAACUCCAAGGAUAUGCUGUAUGGCUGUUAUAACUGCCAUGGGAUAAAGAUGCCAGUAGACCCAGUCAGAGCCCACCCCCUCCAUAGGGAUCACAGGGUGGAAGGUGCUUGUUUUUGUUUGUUUGUUUGUUUGUUUGGUUUGGUUUUUGGACUCCCUACUUCUUUUUAAAGUUUGUCAUACUUGUUUGCAUACUUCGCUCUUUUGCAUUUUUAACAUUCUGACUUUUUAAAAUGAAUUAUUCUUCUGUAUUUAAGAAUGUGAAUUUUGUGUCAUUCUGUAAUUGUACUAUUAUUAGUGAGGGUAUGUCACACAUAAAGUUCCCAGAAGACUAAGCCUAUAAUCAUGUCUGCUGAACCAUUGUUGUUUUUUUCUUUCCUUGGGAUUUUUCUUUUUGGUUCUUUAUACACAUUGACCCUUCAUCCUUUUAUGUCAACAGUCUAUCACGAUUUUGUGUGGAAACUCGUGCAUAUCAGGAUGUACACUAGACAGACUUGAAAGAAGAUGGCCGCUGGAGGUUUAUAUGGUCACGGUUAAAAAAAUAUGUUUUUCAAUGAUGAAAGUCUUACUUAAUUCUUAAGUAUUUUCUACUUUUUUUGCUUCUUCCUCCUUAUUUAUAUUUGUUCUUCUUAUACCAGAUAUAUUUUUACAUGUCAUUAACAUGUUCAGAGUACUUCUGUGUGUUUUUAUCUGUAGGUCUUGAUGUCUUUGUGGUUUCUGUUUCAAGGUUUGUUUUCCUUUUUGAAAUAAUUUAUGGAGAGUACAAUUUAUUGUCUUCUUAAAUGGAUUAUUUUAUAAGACAUAUUUGACAAUAUUGUCAAGACACAUAAGACCUAUAAAACAAUAAUGAGUGUCAGAGCCCACACUUUAGGCAAUACCUAUAUUUUAAGUGAAUGCAUUUUAAUAUAAGUAUCAGAAAAAAUCAUGUAUUAUAAGGGUACAUAUUUUAAACUUUGUUCAACAAGCAGAAGUACCAUCUCUCAACAUUUGUACCCACUCUAUUUUUAUGAUGCAGAGUAAAAUGUAGCUUUAUGGUCUCAUAAAAUCCCUGACUGUUGCCUAUGAAAAAAUGCAUUAAGUACAUGGAAAGAGAACUAUGGGGUCCAACUGUAGGAAAUGGUUUGGUGGCAUCACUGUAAAUAGCAGAGUUUAUCAGUUAGUAUUUAGAUUGUAACUGCAUGUGUUCAGGCAUUUGACCACUUUCAGUUGACAGUGAAUCUUAAAAACCAUGUCUAAAUACUAUCAACACAACAAAACAAGCAGUCUGGUUUUUGUCACUAUAGCAACUCUUACCAGCAGCAUGCAUUUUGCUAUUUUCUGUUCUGCUGUCAGACUCAGAGCAGUUCUACUCACUCUCCACUCUGGUGUUCUCCAGUGCAUCAUGAAUCAUCACCUUUUUUUUUUUUAAAGAAUAUACUGUAGGCCUAUUCUGGGACAUUACGCUGUUUUGUCUCUGGAAUUAAAAAUAGAAGUAACUAAUGUAACUCUGUGCCGAUGGUCUUAUAUUUGCCAAAGUGACAAACUUCCCUGCAUGCAUUGGGCUAGCUUUCCGCUGCCAGUCUUUUCCCUGUUUGACCAGAUUGCAGUUUGCCUUGUGUGUUGGUGGCAGCUACAGAAAAUGCACAGCUGAGCUUGGCCUCUAAGCAGCUUGUGUUCUGCUAAAGAAACUUAUGCAGUUCUUCUGCAGACAGUGACAAAUCAACAGUGGUCAUGAAUGUGAACAAUGUUCUUGCCUAUUCAAAAUAUAUAUUUCCAGUUUGUAUGAGUGCACAACUGCUUAUUGCCUCCUAUCCAAUAAAACCUUUCAGUUCAAA